Molecule: messenger RNA, 207 nt
Organism: Plasmopara halstedii
Lineage: Eukaryota; Oomycota; Peronosporomycetes; Peronosporales; Peronosporaceae
Exons: 2
Coding region: 1-207 (68 amino acids)
Source: RefSeq, a predicted model, not a curated record
AUGUUCUGGUCUGCCAAGUCGUAUCCAUCCAUUAAAGAUUACCGACAUUCUCUUCAACGGGACAGUUGGAUUGAAUUCUUGAUUGAAGGUGGCGACUUUUACAUGGAAUGGCUGGUGAUGAAUCCGAAAGACAAACAAAGCCCAAUCGCUAUGGAUUUGGGUUGGCAACGUCUUUCCAUUCACAAAAUCAUCGAUCCUGAUUAUUAA